Aureococcus anophagefferens is the source of this 273-nucleotide messenger RNA. RefSeq lists its product as hypothetical. The annotation marks the transcript as partial. The transcript has a single exon. Gene Ontology annotation, molecular function: hydroxymethylglutaryl-CoA synthase activity. Gene Ontology annotation, biological process: acetyl-CoA metabolic process. NCBI's taxonomy places the organism in Eukaryota, Pelagophyceae, Pelagomonadales, Pelagomonadaceae. The record is from RefSeq and is a predicted model, not a curated record.
GAGGUCGGCACAGAAAGCGCUGUGGACCGCGGCAAGUCAACCAAGUCGUUCUUGAUGUCGUUAUUUGAAGCUGACGACCACCACAGUGUUGAAGGGCUCGACACUUUCAACGCGUGUUAUGGUGGCACAAAUGCCCUGUUCAGUACCACGAGCUGGAUCCAGAGCAAAGCAUGGAAUGGCACGUACGGUGUCGUGGUCUGUUCCGACCCGGCGGUCCAUCCGGAUCCCGCGACCAUCUCUGCCAUUGGAGCCUCCUCAAUAUCCCUUGUAGUA